AUGGCUGCAUCGAAUCCAGCUCCAGCAACGCUCAGUGAACAGCUGCGCGCGUUGGCCGCAUGUCUUGGUGUCUCAGUCGAUUUGGCGCCAAUUUCAGAAAGCGCCGACAGGCCAAACCAACGCGCCAGGCUCAAGCAGCUUUUGGAUGUUGACUUCGCCGACGCUGAGACCGUCAAAAACCAGAUUGAUGCUGCCCGAACACAAGUUCGCGAUGCGCUUCCUCUUGAGGCGUCAGGAGUGGUCCUGCUUGAGCGCGAGCAAGCGAAGAAAACUGCUCUUAAUCUUUUGAGCGCGGUCACACGAAAUCACAAUGCCACCGAUCGAUUCAAUAUUGGGGUGAUUGCUACGCUACCAGGUGCCGGCAAAACUGCCUUUUGCGACCUCAUCCACUCUGACCUUGCAAAGCAAGUGCAUCCUGACGGAAGGUUCAUCAGUCUAAAUGUCACUUUCGGCAGCCGAAGCUCAUUCACUCGGCGCGAAUGCAACAAGCAUCCUGAGCACGCAGUGUCCUGGCGUAUACUCGAAGAGUAUUUGAACGUUCCGGCAACCCAGCGUCCCAGCUUCCGAGAUUCCCUCACUGGUUCCUUUCGCGUCACCGACGUUGUAGACUACAUUCGCAAAGACUUUGUCUCGCGUCACAGUCUACCCACUGGCACUCUCGUUCCGGUAAUCAUCACCCUUGAUGAAGCAAGCAAGCUUUUACGUAUGCCGGUCAAUGCGAGAUUCGACAAUGAGUUCGACAAACUGCCACGAGAGCGCCAGGAUUGUCGAUUCCUGAAACUGGCCAUCGCGCCACUUCGGGAACUGUCAACUCCGGCGGGCAAACUCAUCAUGUUCCUCAGCGGCACGCGUCCAUUUCUGCUGACCAAUGCAGCCCGUUUCGACCGGUCGGACACUGCAAAUGGGAGCACCUAUCCCUAUAGCCUCAUCGAUAUGCCACUUCUUUCUGGUGCUGCCUCAGCGCAGAAGGCAACCUCCCUCAACCACGAUGGUUCAACUUGGCAUCGAGACCGACAUAUCACGCAACUUCUGCAGCGCGCAGUCGGGAAUCCUCGGCAGAUUGGAGAGGUGUUUUCAAACCAUGUUAAACCCCAUCAACAUGUUCUGAUGGAUUUUUCAACCUUGACUCGUGUUGUCGAAGCCGUGGUUUUCCAGUCAACUGACGCUCAUCUUACACUGAACCCGCAAGUUUUAGAAUCUGUCCAACUUGCUCCAGAUUCUGAUAAACAUCCCUACCUGCAGCUCGCGAUUCGCCUGCUGGAAGAAUUAAAAGUGGUUGGCAAAAUGCUCUUGCCCCAAACCAUCAACAACGACUUGGCGACUCUUCCAUGGCACGAGUUGGAGCAGCUCGUUCCUUGUUUGCUCAAUCUGCGCAUGCUGGUCACGUUGUGCUUUGCAUGCAAGGACGGCACUCCAAAUGAUGCCGACUUGCGUCUUCCCCUGUCUAAGCUGCUGGAGGGUGCCAUCCUGAGCAAUGAUUUGUCGUCGUCCGAGGUUGUCCUGGAAGCGUUCUCUCAGAAGAACGACAAGCUGAAAAGCGGCUUUUCGCUAGACAAGCCCAAUGCGCAUGCGACAGACAUUGUAGCGAACUUUGCCCUCACUUCAGCUUCCGCAGUUCAGCCUGAGAUUGUCCUCUGCAAAGCUCAACUCAAACUGCGAACUGGACUCGAGUCGCUGUCCGUGAAUGCGGCCAAAGGCCUCAUCUCCGACCAACGCAACGGUAGUGCGUCUCUAAUUGCCGGGCUCGUCUCCACGCAGCGCAUGACUCAAGCGCUUUCCGGUUCAAGUCUCGAGGCGAAAUCGUGGCUUGUCUCGCGCAGCGAGCUGCACCGUUUCUUCUGUGGUCUGACGCCUAUCGUUGAUGCACUCGUCUCGUACAACCCAAACCUGUCGGACGGGCCUGCUGUCACGGUGCAAUUUAGGAGUGAGAAGCUAACGCAAGCCGAAGCCGAUUACGUGGCUCAUCGGUUUGUUGCAGAGCGCUCCAAACGCAAGGCAUACUUUUCCAACCACAAAGAAGUCCGUGCUUUCUUGGAACAGAUCGAUCCUGAACUUGCUGCUCGCCUGUCUGACGAGGAGUUGACCUGGAACAGCGAUGAACAGCCCCCGAAAACGGGCUCGGACUUUGCCCAGUCCAAUUGA
Capsaspora owczarzaki ATCC 30864 is the source of this 2142-nucleotide messenger RNA. RefSeq lists its product as hypothetical. The record is from RefSeq and is a predicted model, not a curated record. NCBI's taxonomy places the organism in Eukaryota, Filasterea, Ministeriida, Capsasporidae. The coding region runs from base 1 to 2142 and encodes 713 amino acids. The transcript is spliced from 9 exons.